Equus caballus (horse) is the source of this 4517-nucleotide messenger RNA. The record is from RefSeq and is a predicted model, not a curated record. NCBI's taxonomy places the organism in Eukaryota, Metazoa, Chordata, Mammalia, Perissodactyla, Equidae.
GACGCGGCUGAGGCGCAGCGGGCGCCGCCAUGGGCCGUUUGGAGCUGCUGCUCGUGGAGAACUUUAAGUCGUGGCGGGGCAGCCAGGUCAUCGGCCCCUUCAGGAGGUUCACCUGCAUCAUCGGCCCCAACGGCUCCGAUCCGCAGGCCUGGAAGCUCAGUUCCCUUCUUGAGAGUCAUUGGUGACCUAGAGACUGCUUGGUACCACAUAAAGCCAGUCGUGGAUUAUUUCAGCAUUGCCUUCAAUACCAUCUCUCCACAACAGAAAUUUCUGGUUUACUUAUUACUGCAUUUUGCCUAAGCUGUUCACAUUCUUCUUGCUAUAUAAAGGCCAGAACUCAAUAUGGAAAAUCUAAUGUAAUGGAUGCACUUAGUUUUGUAAUGGGAGAGAAAACAGCUAAUUUAAGAGUGAAAAAUAUUCAAGAACUUAUUCAUGGAGCUCAUAUUGGAAAACCUGUUUCUUCUUCUGCAAGUGUAAAAAUUGUAUAUGUGGAGGAAAGUGGAGAAGAGAAAACAUUUGCAAGGAUUAUUCGAGGGGGAUGCUCAGAAUUUCGUUUUAAUGAUAAUCCUGUGAGUCGUUCUGCUUACAUAGCAGAGUUGGAAAAGAUAGGUAUUAUAGUCAAAGCACAGAACUGUCUAGUUUUUCAGGGAACUGUAGAGUUGAUUUCAAUGAAAAAACCCAAAGAAAGAACCCAGUUUUUUGAGGAAAUCAGCACUUCAGGAGAGCUUGUAGGAGAAUAUGAGGAAAAGAAAAGAAAGUUACAGAAAGCUGAAGAGGACGCACAGUUUAAUUUUAAUAAGAAAAAAAAUGUAGCUGCAGAGCGAAAACAUGCAAAGUUAGAGAAAGAAGAGGCAGACCGUUACCAGAGUCUCCUCGAAGAACUGAAAAUGAACAAGAUACAACUGCAGCUUUUCCAACUAUAUCAUAAUGAGAAAAAAAUCCAUCUUCUGAACACUGAGUUAGAGCAUGUGAAUAGGGAUUUGAGUAUCACAAAAGAGUCUCUUUCUCAUCAUGAGAACAUAGUUAAAACCAAGAAAAAGGAACAUGGAAUGCUAACUAGACAACUACAACAAACAGAAAAAGAAUUAAAAUCUCUUGAAGCACUUUUAAAUCAGAAGAGACCUCAGUAUAUUAAAGCCAAAGAAAACACUUCUUACCACCUCAAGAAAUUAGAUCUGGCUAAGAAAUCAAUAAAGGACAGUGAAAAACAAUGUUCUAAACAGGAAGAUGACAUAAAAGCCCUGGAGACAGAGCUGGUUGAUUUAGAUGGUGCAUGGAGAAGUUUUGAAAAGCAGAUUGAGGAGGAAAUCUUACGUAAAGGGCGAGACAUUGAACUAGAAGCCAGUCAGCUGGAUCGUUAUAAGGAACUUAAGGAACAAGUAAGAAGGAAAGUGGCUAUAAUGACCCAACAACUGAAAAAACUGCAGUGGGAACAGAAGGCUGAUGAAGAAAGACUGGCAUUUGAAAAGAGGAGGCACAAAGAAGUUCAGGAAAAUCUAAAACAAGUAAAAGAACAAAUAGAAGAUCAUAAAAAACGAAUAGAGAAAUUGGAGGAGUAUACAAAAACAUGCAUGGAUUGCUUGAAAGAGAAAAAACAGCAAGAGGAAACCCUAGUGGAUGAAAUUGAAAAAGCAAAAUCAAGAAUGUCUGAAGUUAAUGAAGAGCUGAAUUUUAUUAGAAAUGAAUUGCAGAAUGCUGGAAUUGAUAGCCAUGAGGGAAAACGUCAGCAAAAGAGAGAAGAAGUUCUGGAACACCUUAAAAGACUUUACCCAGACUCUGUGUUUGGAAGACUACUUGACCUGUGUCAUCCUAUUCAUAAGAAAUACCAGCUGGCUGUUACUAAACUUUUUGGUCGGUACAUGGUUGCCAUUGUUGUAGCGUCUGAAAAGGUAGCAAGAGAUUGUAUUCGAUUUCUGAAGGAGGAAAGAGCUGAACCUGAGACAUUCCUUGCUCUAGAUUACCUUGAUAUCAAGCCAAUCAAUGAAAGAUUAAGGGAGAUUAAAGGCUGUAAGAUGAUGAUAGAUGUCAUAAAGACUCAGUUUCCUCAGCUGAAGAAAGUAAUUCAGUUCGUGUGUGGGAAUGGCCUUGUCUGUGAGACUGUGGAAGAAGCAAGGCAUAUUGCAUUCAAUGGACCUGAAAGACGGAAAACAGUAGCCCUUGAUGGAACUUUAUUUUUAAAAUCUGGAGUGAUCUCUGGAGGGUCGAGUGAUUUAAAAUACAAGGCUAGAUGCUGGGAUGAGAAAGAGUUAAAGAAUUUAAGAGACAGAAGAACCCAGUUAGUCCAAGAAUUAAAGGAUUUAAUGAAGACACUUCGCAAGGAAGCAGAUUUGAAACAAAUACGCACUCUAGCACAAGGAACUCAUACACGACUCAAAUAUUCGCAAAGUGAACUGGAGAUGAUUAAAAAGAAGCAGCUUGCUGCUUUUCACCGGGAACAAUCUCAGCUACAAAGUGAACUACUAAAUAUUGAGUCUCAAUGUGCUAUGUUGAGUGAAGGAAUCAAAGAACGACGACAAAGAAUGGAAGCAUUUCAAAAAAAGAUAGAUAAGGUUGAAGAUGAUAUUUUCCAACACUUCUGUGAAGAAAUUGGUGUGGAAAAUAUUCGUGAAUUUGAGAACAAACAUGUUAAACAGCAACAAGAAAUUGAUCAAAAAAGAUUAGAAUUUGAGAAACAAAAAACUCGGCUUAAUGUCCAACUCGAAUAUAGUCGCAAUCAGCUGAAGAAGAAACUGAAUAAGAUCAACACAUUAAAAGAAACUAUCCAGAAAGGUGGAGAAGACAUUGAUAACCUAAAGAAGGCUGAGGAAGAUUGUCUGCACAUUGUAGAUGAACUCAUGGCGAAGCGGCAGCAACUUAAGGACGUGUUUGUCACUCAGAAUUCCAACAUUGAGAAAAUCCAAGCUCAACUUGAAGAGGAUCGGAAGAAGUUUUUGGCUGUUGAUAGGGAAGUGGGGAAAUUGCAAAGAAAGGCUGUAGUCAUUCAAACGUCUCUGGAACAGAAACGGUUAGAGAAGCAUAACAUGCUGCUUAACUGCAAAGUUCAAGACAUUGAAAUAGUUCUUUUGUUGGGGUCGUUGGAUGACAUCAUUGACGUGGAGUUGGGAACUGAAGCAGAAAGCACCCAGGCAACAAUUGAUAUAUAUGAAAAAGAAGAAGCCAUUGAGAUAGACUACAGCUCCCUAAGAAAGGAUUUGAAGGCUCUACAAUCCGAUAACGAAAUCGAGGCCCACCUUAGACUCCUGCUACAGCAAGUCGCAUCCCAGGAAGACGUCCUGUUGAAGACAGCGGCCCCAAACCUGAGAGCCGUGGAGAACCUAAAAACUGUCAGAGACAAGUUUCAGGAGUCCACAGAUGCUUUUGAGGCCAGCAGAAAGGAAGCCAGAAUGUGUAGGCAAGAGUUUGAACAGGUGAAAAAAAGGAGAUAUGAUCUUUUCAGCCAGUGUUUUGAGCACAUCUCAAUCGCAAUUGAUCAAAUCUACAAGAAGCUCUGCAGAAACAACAGUGCCCAAGCAUUUCUUAGCCCAGAGAACCCAGAAGAGCCUUACCUGGAGGGAAUUAGCUAUAACUGCGUGGCCCCAGGCAAACGGUUCAUGCCAAUGGACAAUUUGUCAGGGGGAGAAAAGUGCGUGGCAGCUUUGGCUCUCCUGUUCGCUGUGCACAGUUUUCGGCCUGCUCCAUUCUUUGUUUUAGAUGAAGUGGAUGCAGCCCUGGACAAUACUAACAUUGGCAAAGUAUCGAGUUACAUCAAAGAGCAGACUCAAGAACAGUUUCAGAUGAUAGUCAUUUCCCUGAAAGAGGAGUUCUAUUCCAAAGCCGACGCGCUGAUAGGCAUCUAUCCGGAGCAAGAUGACUGCAUGUUCAGCCGAGUUUUGACCCUAGAUCUUUCUCAGUAUCCAGACACUGAAGGCCGAGAGAGCAGCAAGAGACAGCGCGAGUCCCGUUAGGACCUCAAGGGCCCUGGCACAGCUGCCAGCUGUAGGAGCCAACAGGACAGUCACAUAGUGUCAGGUGAACCAUUGUUUAGUACUCACGUUAAUGUUCGAACAGCUCUUCAAUAACAAACUCCUGGAGCGAGAAGACAGCCCGUGUGCCGUUACAGCGUAAUGGUUACCAGCCAAAGAUGCUGCGGCUCACUUCCCCGGAAGGGAGUUCAGACCCCGUUCCAGUACGCCAAGUUUCCUGUGAGAGUUAGCUUUGAACGAGUUUUUACUUUUCAUUUUUUUUUAAAAAAAGGGUACAAUUUUGUGCCAUAGUUUUAACUUCUAUUUUGAAAGCCAGUCAGAAAAAUUUUGACUUCCGCAUCUUCUCCCUGACCUUGCCUUGUACUUUUAAGUAAUCUUUAAGGGAAACUCUUGGUUUCUAAAUAUACUAGUUAUAGGGUGUUGAACCUGAGUUUUAUGGGAAAUUAUUUUAGAGAAACUAAUGUUAAUAUUGAAAGUAUCAAUAAAACAUAAAUAUUCUGUUUUCAAAUGUCUCCAAUCUAAAAUUUUAGAAACUAAAAAAAUUUUAAAGUGAAA